CGCAGCUGGAGAUGCUGCAUGCUCGGCUCAUGCAGCUUCUUUUAGCCGGUCAACUAGUCUUCUAGCCCCGCAUUACAUGGAUCAAAUGUGUGGGUGUUUAUCACCGACGUCAGCCGGUGGUGUGUAGCGACUCGAUGGGACUCAAUAUGCGGUGGUAGCUGCGCAACAAGCCGCAAGGGAGCAGCGGUUAGUGGGUAGCUAUAGUAACCAACUGCGGUUAGUAAUGCUAACCAACGGCUAUUCGUUAUGCUAACCAACGGCUACUCGUUAUGUUAACAAGCGGCGGUUAGUUUGCGACUUUUACCGAGUCGUCAUGUUGGCCCUGUUCCCCGGCUUAGAUGCUUUAUUUCUCUUCGAUCCUACUCCCCCUCUCGGUGCAGAAAUAACCGCUAGUUAGCGCCUCCAUCAGCUCAACAACAUGACUCACACUCUGGUCUAAGUUAGCUCGCCCGUUAGCGGAUAGCUUACGCUAACAGUCAGGCAAAGCUAAUUCUCGUAGUGGCCAACCAGCGGUACGACAACGUCCGUGACGUCAUUGGGCCCAAAAAAGACUUUUCUUCAUUGACUUCCAUUGGGGAAAGAGACGUCUGUUAAUCAGCGGAUACUUUUUCUUGAGCUAAACAAACUACCCACCAGGAACUAUUUUAUAGCCCAUGUUUAAAUCAUGAUGGUCUACAAGUUGUAGAAUGCGCUGAAAGCUGAAUCCAGAGUUAUUUUCGCUCUCCAUUCAUUUGACUGACAGAGAGCAAGGGGAAUAGGGGGCUUAAGGGGAAACUCAACUGCGCAUGCUCCAUGGGCCCACACACGGGUCCUUCUGCUCAGGCCUUUUUGAGCUUCAUGCGCCACUGAACAGCUCUCAUAGGAAUGAAUGGAGCUCCAGAUCUCUUUAUAACAUCCAUGGUGUCGGGGAAGCGAUGUCCGUCCGAUGGAGCUGAAGUGUUUCUCGGCUUGCUGAAGAUGACGGGCCGGGUGUUUGUGGCUCUGUGUCAGCAGGAUGAUGGAAGCCGAGGAGGAGUGGAGGAACAAAGACCCGAGUGCACACCAAAUAUUGCUGGAUAAAAAGGUGCUCUGCAAGCAGAAUGGAAGGAUCGGUAUAGUGAGAACCCUCCACAGCCUGUUGAAAACUCAGAACACUCUGCAGAUUCACUCCAUCGCCCGCUCAGAAUGUGCUGGCUCGUGUCCGGACCUCAUGAUGAGUAGGAGCGAUCACUUUGAUGUGCGGCCCCCCGCGGCCCNCCCCUCUGCAUGUCCGUCUCCUCCGACAGCAGCGGGCGCUUCAAAGCUCUGGAGACGCAGGAGUGGAAGAACAACCUCAAAGCACAGAUGGAGCAGGCCCACAGUGCAGGAGCAGCCAGCAGCACCGGGUCUCUGGAGCGAGCGUCCCUCUUCUGCUCGUCCAGCUCCGGCCUGUCCUCUCCCGUGGAAAUCUUCAACAAAAACAAAUCGUCCUCGUCUUCGAGCCGCUUCUCGCUCUUCUCUCCGCCGUGGAACAGCAGCUCCGAGUCCGAAUCCAACCCUCCGUCUCGCUCGGGAUCCAAAAAAAAGCUUCGUAACUACAGCCGUCGAGCCGCCACUGGACCCGCGGGAGCCCGGGGCCCCGAAACACCGGAAACAAAACCCAAACCAGUGGAACAACAACAACACUUCCAAUACUCCGAACCCGUGAUCUCCAGAGUGACGGAUUUCAUCUACGUUGGAAAUCUGAACGCGGCGUAUAACGGGCGUUCGCUUUGCCGCAAUAACAUCGACAGCAUCAUCGAUAUGAGCAGCGUUUCGGGGGAUCCGGGUCCCAGUUUGAACGUGAUCCCGUGCACCUGUUCUCGUGGUGCCAGACACACGUGGUCUCGACUCAAAGUGGAUAUCGGAGACGUGCCGGAGCAGCGGUGUUUCGAGGAUAUAAACGAGUGUAUCGGCGCCUCCACGGAGAAGAGGAAGCGCGUCCUGGUGCACUGCAGAGACGGGUUCUCGCUGGCGCCCACGUGCAUCAUCCAGUACCUGAUGGUGAAGCAGAACAUGAGGCUGAUCGCCGCCUACGAGCUGCUGAGGGCCCGGUACCCCGUCAACAUCCGGGAGCGCCACCAGAACCUGCUGGUGAGCCUGGAGAGGGCUCUGAGGCCCGGAGGGAACGUGGACCCCGAGUGCUUCAAACAGGCCAUUUCCCGCAAAGUGGCGUGGACCUGACGCCCGUUUCCCAUCAUGCUUUGCCUGCUGCUCCGGACUCUCUUUACUCCUUUUGGCAUCCCGGAGCUUCAAAACGUUUCUGGUCUUAAUAUCCUCCCAGGGUGUAGAGUGGUGCAGGAAUGAGUCAGCAUUCUAGCAGUUCCCUCGUACCGAAGUCAAUGGGGUUUAAUAUGUGUCGUUAGCCUGAAAUAAGAUCUUCGGUUAACACGAGCUGAAGAGAUUUUAAAGUGGCGUGACCCUGACUACGUUUCCCAUCAUGCUUUGGCUGCUGCUCCGUACUUUCUCUGAUCUGUUUAGCCUCCCAGGGUGUAGAGUGGUGCAGGAAUGAGAAACCCUGCAAAGAGUCCGCAUUCCAGCAGUUAUCUAGUCCUGAAGUCAAUGGGGUUUAAUAUGUGUUAAUAAGGUCUGUGGAUAACACGAAUACCCCACUGGUGAACUUUAAACACUGAUAACAAGUCUCUAAGUGAGACGACUAACCUCCCAUUGGACCGGGGAGACGUUGCCUUCAGGGUCCAACACAGAAAUACGACAUCCCUGCACCACUCUAU
This is a messenger RNA of Notothenia coriiceps (black rockcod), 2729 nucleotides long. RefSeq lists its product as uncharacterized. Bases 1246 to 2181 code for a protein of 311 amino acids. Gene Ontology annotation, molecular function: protein tyrosine/threonine phosphatase activity; MAP kinase tyrosine phosphatase activity; MAP kinase tyrosine/serine/threonine phosphatase activity. Lineage: Eukaryota; Metazoa; Chordata; Actinopteri; Perciformes; Nototheniidae. Gene Ontology annotation, biological process: peptidyl-tyrosine dephosphorylation; negative regulation of MAPK cascade. Gene Ontology annotation, cellular component: cytoplasm; cytosol. The record is from RefSeq and is a predicted model, not a curated record. The transcript is spliced from 4 exons.